AUGCUCUACCAGGAGGAUUCCUUUAUCGAAGAAGAUGUUGCUGGCGCAGAUGAGCAAGAUCGGGAUUUAGAGGCCGUGAUUCGGAGAUACAAUCAAAAUAAAGCGGCCGCAGCUCAAGGAGGAGGGGUCGUGGCAUCAUCAUCAUCUUCGAGUUCUUCUAGAGGCGGAGGAAGUAACAGUUACAAUGUGAGGAAAAAGGGUCCUACGAGUGAUCGACACGAGGAUCGCGAUCCUGAGAAGGAUUACAACAACAAACAACCCCCGAGCAAAAAAGAGCUGGAGGAGAAGUUCAAAAAGAGUGACAGAGAGGUGGCGAGGACAGGAGCCACAGCAUCUGCGUCGUCAUCAUCCUCUGGCGCGAACGAUGCUAGGCGAUUCAUCCAUGCCACUCCCUGCACAACCGCGGGUCCUGGCAGCACCACCACAGACGGCGUUACUACCACGCCAGGUGAUCAUCGCUCUUUCUACAGUCAACAACAGGUUGUGGGCGUGCUGGGCGUCGUUGGUAGCGCUGUCGCUGCUGGCGGUGCAGCAGCUUCUGCUCCCUCUGGUGCUCCCGUGCCCUUCCAAGCAAAGAGACGACCAAGCGAAAGUAGUGUUGCUACUGUGAAAGUGGGGCCGCCGAUUUUGUUUUCGCCCGCCGAUUCAGCAAGAGCAGACAUAGUUGAAGGUCGUCAU
Messenger RNA from Amoebophrya sp. A25, 678 nucleotides. Lineage: Eukaryota; Dinophyceae; Syndiniales; Amoebophryaceae. The record is from the annotation of a GenBank genome assembly.